UGUGUCGAAAGUUGUUUGUUUCGAGGCAGGAUCGAGCGAGUUACGCGUGCAACGAUACACGACGCGGCCAGACACGUUCGAAACAUUCUCAAAUUCACGUUCGAACCGAACGAUUUCUUGGCGGACGCGUUGCCGCCGCGACUACGAGACAACGACGACGACGACGGUGAAGAAGAAUGUACGAAGAUUGUGUGUUGCAAUCGAUGCGGUUCCCGCAAAAGCUUUGGAAGAUCGUGAACGAGUGCAAGACCGGCGCAAUCCGAUGGGGCGCGAACGGCGAUACCAUACUGCUCGAUUACAAAAGAUUCCAAACAGAGUAUCUGGACGCACAACGGCCCAUCUUCAAGACAACCAACAUCACGAGUUUCAUCAGGCAAUUGAAUCUCUACGGCUUUCGCAAAGUGACGUACGCGCACAGCCGCGACCCGAUUUGCAACUCCCAUAAUCCACACGUCCACGAGUUUCUGCACGACAGUUUUCGCACCGAUCGCACGGACCUGCUAUCCAAGGUUUGCCGGAAGGCCAGCGGCAGCAAGGGUAAAUGUUUCCAACACGACGCUACCAAAAGUGCGGAAGAUACUCCAGGAUUGAGGAUCAACUACGUCUCCCGCUUGAAGAUGUGUCAGUUGGCUUUAACUAAAACUUUGGAGCAGAUUACUCAGGAAUAUCGACAGAAACAAGAAGAAAGAUUGAUAAUAAUGAAGCAUAAUAAUCUGAAAAGGAUAAAGUCCCAGGAUACAGUUGCAAGCUUGCACAAGAUCAGAUUCAACAAAAUUCCAAAUUGGAGGCCCACUAUAGAGAGGAAUACGAAAUAUUCAACAUUCUCUCCCUCAAUCAAUGCAUCAUUCGAACAUGAAAAAAUCUCAUCUUGGCGUAUUAUUACAUUGGACAAAUAAGACUUGCAAAUAGAAUCCGAAAUAAUUAUUGAAGUUGUCUUAGAACUAUUUGUUUUAAUGCUCAGACAAUAUUUGCAUUGCUAACAUAAAGACAUGGAGUUUUCAGUUAUGCGAUAUUUUGUAUUUUGA
This is a messenger RNA of Harpegnathos saltator (Jerdon's jumping ant), 1025 nucleotides long. Its product is annotated as heat shock factor protein 2. Gene Ontology annotation, biological process: regulation of DNA-templated transcription. Bases 177 to 896 code for a protein of 239 amino acids. Lineage: Eukaryota; Metazoa; Arthropoda; Insecta; Hymenoptera; Formicidae. The transcript has 3 exons. The record is from RefSeq and is a predicted model, not a curated record. Gene Ontology annotation, molecular function: DNA-binding transcription factor activity; sequence-specific DNA binding.